Molecule: messenger RNA, 719 nt
Organism: Drosophila sechellia
Lineage: Eukaryota; Metazoa; Arthropoda; Insecta; Diptera; Drosophilidae
Exons: 2
Coding region: 110-589 (159 amino acids)
Source: RefSeq, a predicted model, not a curated record
CAGCUGCCCAGUUGUAUUUUGUGUUUUGCACGUAACUCACAGUUCUUAGAACCGAUUUUAGUGAUAGCACACGUUUAUACAGUAGUAGAAUUACACAAAUAUCGGAAAAAUGCCCAACUUUAAUGGGGCUAUUAUAGUGCACACACUUCAGUUUCUGAAAGCACCGGCGACACUGCGAGAAAUACUGGUGACCAUAGCCAAAAACACGGAAUUAACGCAAGAUGAGCUAAAAGAGCCUGUGAAACAAACCCUCGAAAUGGGCCAUCGUUUGGGAUUCCUGCAGAAACUCGACGGUCGCUACUUUUUGAUGAACAUGACCUUCGAGACAUUGAUGUCUGAGAUGGAGGCCCUUGACAAAGAAGAAUCUCCGGAGAAGUCACUUAAAAAGAAGAAGAAAUUAAUACCCAAGACUCCAUUAUCGUCGGUAGCUGGGAAAAAAAUUACUAAGAAGCCAAGUCAAGUCAAGACAACGGAACAGUUGGAAAAGCCUAAACCAACUGAAAAGGGACGACUGCCGGACAUUCCUAGUUCAUCCACAAACUUAAGAAAAACGCCAUCCAAGCUGACUAAGCGAACAGUUUUGAAGUAACCAAUGCAUAAGAAUAUUAGAACUGGUAAAAAAAAAAACCAAUACUAUAUUUGUUACAGGAUAAAUUCCUUGUCCAUUAUGUUAUAUUUGGCCCAAAAUAGGAAAAGGUAUUAAAAUCUUGUAAAAAUUC